Molecule: messenger RNA, 1109 nt
Organism: Aspergillus sclerotioniger CBS 115572
Lineage: Eukaryota; Fungi; Ascomycota; Eurotiomycetes; Eurotiales; Aspergillaceae
Product: putative short-chain dehydrogenase/reductase
Exons: 3
Coding region: 18-848 (276 amino acids)
Molecular function (GO): oxidoreductase activity, acting on the CH-OH group of donors, NAD or NADP as acceptor
Source: RefSeq, a predicted model, not a curated record
CGCUGGUCGUCGACAUCAUGGCCUUUGCACGCAGGUUAGCCAUUCUCCCGGGCGGCCUUGGUGGCCUGGGCUCGAGCAUCGGCAAGAAGCUCCGCCAGCAAGGCGCCCGACUGGCCAUUCUGUAUGCCCCUUUCGAGGCCACCCGGCGAGACCAGCUGCUGGAGGUUGGCUACGGCGAGCUUUCCUCCCGCGAUGGGAUCCAGACCUAUGAAUGUGACAUCACGGCCCCGGAGUCGGUCCAAUCCGUCUUCAGCGCCCUGGAAGAAGACGUUCUGGCUCCCUCACCACCGGCUCAGUCUUCUCGAGCCUUCCCCAGUAUCUUGAUCAACACGGCCGGAUACGUGUCGUUGAGCGACUUGGAGCUCACCCCGCCCGAGGAGACCGUGAAACACCUGCAUACCAACGUCCUGGGCCCGAUGCUCUGCUCUCAGGCCUUUGCCAGGCUGUACAUGACUGCUGCCCAGGUGGCCCAAUCCUCGCCCAGCCCCCCGCCACCGGGGCGCAUCGUCAACAUUGCCUCUCAAGCAGCGCAUGUGGCCCUACACCGGCACGGGGCUUACUGUGCCUCCAAGGCCGCCCUGUUGGGGCUGACGCGCAGUAUGGCUUCCGAGUGGGGAGGCCGCGGCAUUACGGCGAACAGUGUGUCCCCGACAGUGGCCUGGACUGCCCUGGGACAGAAGGCCUGGGGGGAGGACACGGUGCGAGAGGCCUUUUUGAAAACGAUCCCCACCGGCAAGUUCGCGCUUCCCGAAGAGGUGGCGGACGCGGUCCUCUUUCUGUGUCAGGAUUCCAGUGGCAUGGUCAAUGGGGCGGACAUUCGAGUGGACGGCGGCUUCACCAUUAGGUAGUGUGAAGGUAUUCCAGGACGGGGGAGCGAUGGCCUUGUCUACCGAAAGCGUCUAGGGCUUCAAGAGCAAUUCGGUACUGGAUAGUAUGAAUAAGCCUCUCUGUCCCAUAUUUCAUCGACCUGUGCCACUAGCUACACAUACAGAUGAUAAGAUUGUGAAAGUUUUGGCAGACAACGAAGGGUGCCAAUGGGUUAGAGAUGGCGUAGUCUACAAUGUAAUUAUCAUCUUCCCCCGAGAUCCAGGCCAAUUGGGACGACGCAC